Saccostrea cuccullata (small rock oyster) is the source of this 435-nucleotide messenger RNA. Its product is annotated as protein HP-25 homolog 1-like. Gene Ontology annotation, molecular function: protein binding. The record is from RefSeq and is a predicted model, not a curated record. The transcript has 2 exons. The coding region runs from base 1 to 435 and encodes 144 amino acids. NCBI's taxonomy places the organism in Eukaryota, Metazoa, Mollusca, Bivalvia, Ostreida, Ostreidae.
AUGGAGACGCCACCUAUUGAAGACGAUACCUCAUCCAAUCGAACACUUCCCGUCGCCUUUACAGCCUGUUUAGGAACAAGCCUCAGAACACUUGGACCUCAUCAACCAAUGGAAUUCGAUCACGUGAUCUUAAACGAGGGCGGGGCAUAUGACCCGCGACAUGGAAUAUUUCGGGCACCUGCUGCUGGAAUUUAUCGAUUUGUUGUUACAUUUCUCAAUCAGCCUGGUCAUGAAAUCUUUGUAGAAAUUGUUAAAGAUGGAAAUCGGCUUGGUAUGGCAUAUAGUGAUGACGAUCAACACAGCGAAGGGACAGUGCAAGUGAAUGUUCAUUUACAGUCUGGUGAAGAUGUAUGGUGUCGCAAUGCAUUAUCCGCAAGAUCGAUGACCUUGCAUCCUGAUGGAGAAUAUUCGUGUUUUUCUGGAUUUCAAAUUUAA